Molecule: messenger RNA, 574 nt
Organism: Ostrinia furnacalis (Asian corn borer)
Lineage: Eukaryota; Metazoa; Arthropoda; Insecta; Lepidoptera; Crambidae
Product: FUN14 domain-containing protein 1
Exons: 1
Coding region: 75-470 (131 amino acids)
Biological process (GO): autophagy of mitochondrion
Cellular component (GO): mitochondrial outer membrane
Source: RefSeq, a predicted model, not a curated record
GUCUAUGACAAUUCUGUCAGUGUCACACACCAAAACACAAUCCUCAAAAACCACAACAAAAGGCAUGCCUUCGAAUGGCUAGACCAAUCCCGGACAUCAAUUUACGCGACAUCUCAAAGCAAGAGGACAUCAAGCCCCGAGAGAGCAGAUCCUACUUCGACCUGACCUUAGACAGAAUCACAAAUAAUAGAUCCAGCAGGAACCUCGUCUUUGGGACGUUAAGCGGAUGGGUGGCCGGGGUUUCGGUCAUCAGAGUGGGAAAAGUAGCAGCCUUUGGGCUAGGAGGAGGCGUGAUUCUGCUGCAUUUCGCCAGCGAGCUGGGUUACAUCAAUGUGAACUGGGACAGAGUGAGAGAAGCCGCGGGACAGAGCCAGGCCUGGGUGGACAGGGUCAUGCAAUUCGUGAAGAAGAAUAGCUGCUUCUCUGUAGGCUUUGUGGGCGGAUUCUUCUUUGGCAUCGCAUCUACGUGAUAAGUUACUUUAUCAACAAAUAAAUAUAUCAGCGUAAGAUAAUGUUGAAGUUAAUAUAGUGGCAAUUUUACUGUAACAUUGAAGUAUUAUUCCAACUUGACUAG